Hirsutella rhossiliensis is the source of this 852-nucleotide messenger RNA. Its product is annotated as VIT family domain-containing protein. Gene Ontology annotation, molecular function: manganese ion transmembrane transporter activity; iron ion transmembrane transporter activity. The transcript has a single exon. Bases 1 to 852 code for a protein of 283 amino acids. Gene Ontology annotation, cellular component: fungal-type vacuole membrane. Gene Ontology annotation, biological process: intracellular manganese ion homeostasis. Lineage: Eukaryota; Fungi; Ascomycota; Sordariomycetes; Hypocreales; Ophiocordycipitaceae. The record is from RefSeq and is a predicted model, not a curated record.
AUGGCCCUUCCCACAGAGUCCUCGCCGCUCAUCCCGGCCGAGCCUGCCACCGCAAGACCCCUGCCCAGUGCCCACGACGCGGCCUCCCUUGCCCAAAAGGCCUCGUCGUCGUCGUCGGCCAGCCAAUCCGCCUCCCUCUCCGCCUCGCUCGACCUCGGCGACACCCUGCGCGACGUCAUCAUCGGCUUCUCCGACGGCCUCACCGUGCCCUUUGCCCUGACGGCCGGCCUGUCGUCGCUCGGCAACUCGCGCCUCGUCAUCAUGGGCGGCCUCGCAGAGCUCUUCCCCGGCAUGAUCAGCAUGGGGCUCGGCGCCUACCUCGCCGCCGUCACCGAGCGCGACCGCUACCGCUCCGCCCUGCGCCGCGAGCACGACCGCAGCGCCGAUGACGCCGAGGCCGGCUCCCCCGCCGCCGCCGACGACGUCUGCGCCAUCCUCCUCGACCGCUACGGCGUGUCCCCCCGCGUCGCCCGCCCCCUCGCCGACGAGCUCGCCGCCGACCCGCGCCGCUGCCUGCGCUUCCGGGCCGACUUCGCCCUCGGCAUGCAGGAGCCCCACGGCCACGCCGCCUGGCUCUCGGGCCUCACCAUGGGCCUGAGCUACCUGCUCGGCGGCCUCAUCCCCAUGGUGCCCUACUUCCUCAUGCCCCGCGUGCUCGACGCCCUCGUCGUCUCCGUCGCCGUCACCGUCGUCACCCUCCUCGCCUUUGGCUACGCAAAGAACUACCUGACCAUCCGCAACCACCGCGCCGGCCUCUGGGGCGCCCUCCAGACCCUCGUCAUCGGCGUCCUUGCCGCCGGCACCAGCUACGCCAUUGUCAAGGCCAUCGAUGCUGGGGCUUCGGGGCCAUGA